AUUGCCAUAAAUGUUUGUGUCGAUAUAUAUUGUUUCUUGACGAAAUUUUAAGAAAAAUAUACACAUGAAUGUAUGAAUGUACAGUGUACAGUGUAUACUGUACACCCUCAAAUGAAAACGACUUUAUCGCCAAAUGCUUGACAAAGUCAUUUAACACGCUAUGGCACAUGCUGAGAAUUAUACAGAAAAAUAAAUGGUUUACUUCAGGAAAUAAUAUUCUUUUCUUCGGUAAAUUAUUGCAAAAUGAUUUCUAUUUCUUCAAGUCAAAUGUAUAAAUUGUACAAACGAAGAAGGCGUCGCACUUAAAUGAAUCACAUGAUUCAGAAAUUAAUUCCGUACGAUUUAUAACGAAAAAAGGAACAAUUUCUGUGGAAACUGAAAUAAAUUGACGCUCUUAAAUUAUUCUCGAAAGAAAAGUGACCAGAGACGGAAUGUCAACAUCAUCCGCAAAUUCAAAUUCAAAUACAAAUACAAACCAGACCAACUUACAAUGUUCAAAGGAAACGUCAGCACCGUAUGAUCCGUAUUUACAUCGCGAUGUGAAGCAUCCGACAUCACAUAUUGUCACUCAAAUUCUUCUGGUGAAAGGAUUAAUCGGAACGGGAGUGUUUGCAAUACCGCAUGCAUUCAAGCAGGCCGGCUACAUUGUGGCACCGAUUUUCGCUGCAUUGAUAGGAAUCACGAUGACUUAUUGCUUCCAUAUUUUAGUUCAAUCAAUGUAUAUAAUGUGCAAGCGUCACCGUAUUUCGGUGCUUACUUAUCCAAUGGCAUUCCAAUUGGCGCUAAAAGAUGGACCGCCAUACCUUCGUUGCUUUGCACCAUACGCUGUUGGAUUUGUUAAUGGUUUUCUAUUAAUCAAUCAAAUCGGAAUCGGUUGUGUUUAUGUCGUAUUUGUGUCAACGAAUCUCAAAACAUUCACCGACUCUUGGUAUACCAUAAGAGUGGAGUAUUAUAUUUUGAUGUUGUUUGUGCCACUAUUUGCUGUUAUGUUGAUCCGUAACUUGAAUGCAUUGGCGCCAUUCACCAUUUUUGCCACGGUCAUCUGUUGCACAGCCAUUAUAAUGAUCCUAGUAGAAUUGUUUACAAACAUGCCACAAUUCCGGGAUCGCAACGCAGCCGGUACUAUUUUGGAGUUUCCAUUAUUUUUUGGAACAACCCUCUUUGCGCUGGUACCCAUCGGUCUUAUCAUUACGUUGGAGAACAACAUGAAAACACCGCAGUCAUACGUCUCUAGGUUUGGUGUUUUAAACUGUGGAAUGACAAUCGUCACGGUGAUUUAUAUAAUUUUUGGUGUGUUUGGUUACGUAAAAUAUGGUGAUCAGAUAGAAGAUAGCAUCACAUUGAAUUUAGACCCGAACAAUAUCCAAACGAAAAUUAUCCAAAUGGGAUACUCUGUAUCUAUAGGCCUUUCGUAUGCACUCCAAUGCUAUGUGGCUGUGGAAAUUAUCUGGGGGAAUCAUUUGUCACAAUAUUUUACCAAAUAUCCAAUGUUGGGAGAGUAUGCGGUUCGCUUAGCCAUUGUUUUGAUUACAUUUGUACUCGCAGUUGCAAUUCCCAAAAUUGGUAUGUACAUAUCAUUAUUUGGCGGUUUCUGUUUGUCGAUGGUCGGUCUAGCGAUUCCUGCGCUGAUUCAAAUUUGUGUGCGAUAUCCAUUUGAUUUGGGGCCCUACAACUAUAAGAUCAUUCCUAAUGUCAUUCUUAUCAUCAUCGGCAUUUGUGUAUGUAUAACGAGCACGACCGCAGGGAUGAUUGACAUUGUUAAAUUUCUGUCUGGAUGAGCUCGUGUUUAAACAAUUGUUUAAAAUAAAAAAAAUUUCAUCGUU
Molecule: messenger RNA, 1823 nt
Organism: Sitodiplosis mosellana (orange wheat blossom midge)
Lineage: Eukaryota; Metazoa; Arthropoda; Insecta; Diptera; Cecidomyiidae
Product: proton-coupled amino acid transporter-like protein CG1139
Exons: 8
Coding region: 432-1778 (448 amino acids)
Biological process (GO): amino acid transmembrane transport
Cellular component (GO): vacuolar membrane
Molecular function (GO): amino acid transmembrane transporter activity
Source: RefSeq, a predicted model, not a curated record